AUGAACCGCAGGGCGGCAGGCGAGGGGGUGUGCGAACAGCAGAAUCGCACAGGAGGGCACAUAUGCACUGCAAACCUAUGUACCGCAGAACAAACACGGGGCGGCGCUGCCUUGGUAUUGAACAGAAGCCAGUCGGUCCGGGCGGGGACCAACGGAAGGAGGCUGAGCAGGUCGUAUGGCAAACCAAAGAUGUCAACAUCUCGGUAUGCAAGGGGCUGUCACGAGGAGCGCGACAUUGCCAAAGAUAGCAACUGCCCUGAUUUCCGUGGACGAGGGGGGAAAAGGGGUCCUCUUCGUGUCCAGCGCGUGUGAAAUGAGUUGAGCUAUGCCAUUACAAAA
This is a messenger RNA of Pyricularia oryzae 70-15, 339 nucleotides long. RefSeq lists its product as uncharacterized. The transcript is spliced from 4 exons. The record is from RefSeq and is a predicted model, not a curated record. The coding region runs from base 1 to 312 and encodes 103 amino acids. NCBI's taxonomy places the organism in Eukaryota, Fungi, Ascomycota, Sordariomycetes, Magnaporthales, Pyriculariaceae.